AUGCCUGCAGGACCACCAUGUCCGUCGGAAAUACCUACAUAUUACCCAUUAACCCUACAUAUAAUAGCUGGUAUUUCAAUUCCAAUAAAUUUCAUCGCGUUCUAUUUAGUUUGGUUUCAAUCUCCGAAAAUGCAAGGGUACAAGUAUUGCCUAUGCUAUCUACAGGCGGCAAGCUUCAUCACAGAAAUCCACAUGUCCUUCCUAUGCCCCGGGUACUAUUUUUUCCCAAUGAUCGGUGGAUACAAUACGGGUGUCGAAUUUAUCAGUUCCCAUACAUCCAUGUCAAUUUAUGUAUUCAUUUUUGCAUUCGAGCUACCUUCAGCGCUUUUAUGCUUUGUUUUCCGGCAUAAUGCUGCUCAGAAUAUCAGUCGGACAGCCCCGAACAAAAAAUAUUUCAAAACGUUCACAUUAUUCCUGACGCACCUGUUCCCGUUUGCAGCUGCAUUUUGCAUGUGGAAUUCUAAUUUGACAAAUCAACAAAAACAGGAUUUCGUGGAAGAAAACUGGCCACAAUGCACGCAAUGGCUAAAAUUUUUUGCUUUUGAAGUCUACGAUUAUAUGCUGAAUCCAUGGCUUGCUGUUGUUGGGAUAGGAGCCGUUGCUCUGGUUUUUAUGGUUUAUGGCUACGGAUUGGGUCUCGGCACGCACACAAUGAUGAUUCUGCAGAGAUUUCGAAAAUCCAUGUCUCGUCAAACAUAUCAACAGCAUAAAACUGCACUUUUCAGUUUAGUAAUGCAGCUGUUGAUUCCUGGAGUUUUGAUUAUAGUACCACUUGGAGUUUGUAUGUUUGUUGUAGUUACUGGAGAAGUUGGAUUGCAAGAGGUCGCCACCAACACAAUGUUCCUUGUUGGCUCUCAUUCAAUGUGCUCCAGUGCAGUUAUGAUUUCCAGUAAUCCAAGGCAUCGGAAAUAUCUUAAAGAAAAAACUAUACAAAUUUUGAAAAUUACCCCAAAUACUCGACGAAUCGCCAACUCCGUAGAGCCGAGCCACCGGACAAAUAGUUUGGUCCCUCCGAAUUCUCAACAACGGGCUCAAGCGCUAACGGCAACUGGAUAAUUUGCGAAAUUUUACCCCAAAUCUUCCAAAAUGAAAAUUGUCACGUUUCCCUCAAAAAUCCGAUAGAUCAAAACUCCCACACCAGAAAAAUGGCAGACACAUAUGAUUUCCAAAACAUAUAAUUUUAACUUGGUUUCUCAUUCAAAAAUCUUCUUGGAAAUAAUUUGAAAGCAUACUUUACACAAACAAUUUUCCAAUUUUCAAUUGGUUUUCAUUCUGGAAAAAAAUGCCUGCAGGACCACCAUGUCCGUCGGAAAUACCUACAUAUUAUCCAUUAACCCUACAUAUAAUUGCUGGUAUUUCAAUUCCAAUUAAUUUUAUCGGGUUCUAUUUAGUUUGGUUUCAAUCUCCAAAAAUGCUUGGCUAUAAAUAUUGCCUUUGCUAUUUGCAGAAGUUAUAUUUGGAGAAACUCUUUCUAAUUUUAACUCAUUUAUUCCCAUUUUCAUCCGCAUUUUGCAUGUCCGCAAUGCUUGGAAUGGCUGAAAUUUGAGGCUUUUGAAGUCUA
Molecule: messenger RNA, 1561 nt
Organism: Caenorhabditis elegans
Lineage: Eukaryota; Metazoa; Nematoda; Chromadorea; Rhabditida; Rhabditidae
Gene: sri-15
Product: Serpentine Receptor, class I
Exons: 10
Coding region: 1-1056 (351 amino acids)
Source: RefSeq, marked reviewed